CGCGGGAGCUGAGAAGUGAAGGGUUGAUUACGUCCGGGAGAGAAAAUUGCCCCCAGGUUCUCCUUGGGAGAGUGGUGCUGCUCCCCCCACGAGCUUCCCGUCCUAAUCUCCUGCUACUUUGGGGUGCCUCUCUGCCUCCUAGGUGACCAGGUUCCCAGUUUCAGGUAAGAUGACAGAGGAACUGGAUCUCACGGCACAGGACUCUGAUGCGGGCAGUGAAGAAGUGGUCCUAACUCCUGCAGAGCUCAUUGAAAAGCUGGAGCAGGCCUGGAUGAAUGAAAAGUUUGCCCCUGAUCUGCUGGAAAGCAAGCCUGAAAUUAUAGAAUGUGUCAUGGAACAACUAGAUCACAUGGAAGAAAAUCUCAAGAGAGCAAAGAAGGGGGAUCUGAAGGUCAGUAUCCAUCGAAUGGAGAUGGAGAGGAUCCGCUAUGUCCUUAGCAGCUACUUGCGGUGUCGGCUCAUGAAGAUAGAGAAGUUUUUUCCUCAUAUCCUUGAGAAGGAGAAAACACGCCAUGAGGGGGACCCUUCUAGCCUUUCUCCGGAAGAGUUUGCCUUUGCCAAAGAGUACAUGACUAACACAGAGACCUACCUAAAGAAUGUUGCCUUAAAACACAUGCCUCCUAAUUUACAAAAAGUGGACCUCUUGAGGUCAGUUCCCAAGCCGGAUCUAGAUUCAUACGUGUUUUUGAGAGUGAAAGAACGACAAGAAAACAUAUUGGUAGAGCCAGAAACAGACGAGCAGAGGGAUUAUGUGAUUGACUUGGAGGAAGGCUCGCAGCACUUGAUCCGAUAUAAAACCAUUGCACCUCUGGUUGCUUCUGGAGCAGUACAGCUAAUUUAAAACCAAAAAUGAACAAGGAAGAAUGAAGACAUGGAACCUGAGAGAAAAUAUUUAGAUACCCCUCAUAUCACUUUGUGCCUAAAGACAAGAGACUUUUCUCAGCAGUGCUGUGGAUCAUUUGGGCCCUGAGAAGGUGCUCAGGGCAGAUUCCUAACUGGCUGCGUGUCCUAACUUUCCGCUGUUUUAGCCAGAACCAGCAGAUGGGGCCCUUACUCUGUUGAUUCUGCACGCUGGGCGGUUACAUGGAGACUUUCGCUUUGUGCGCCUCCCCUUGGUGGUUAUUUUUUGAACUAAGGAAAGUGAGGCGAAGGUAGUUCAUACAGAGAUAUCACUGCCUGUGAUUAGGAGACAGUCAUUAGCCCUGACCUGAUACUGGCAGGAGAGUUCAUUUAACCAUCCUAGUAGGAAGAGUCUAAAUAGGUUAAGGAAAACAACUGCAGUCUUCUUCUAUGCCGUGUCACUAACUUGUGUAAACUAACCUUUUGGAAGUUCUGAAUAGGACUUAAAACCAACUCCUCUCAUGCUUAACUGGGAGUCACAACUAAACCAAUAACCAUUAUUAAGUUUCAGUUUUGUGGCAGAAAAAACCUCGGGAGAGUUGUUGACUUGUAGUCUAAUGCAGUAUGUCCUCCCUGCUGCUGACCUGCAGCCUUCCCUGAAUCUCAGAGCGUGGCCAAGCCAGCCUCCAUGCCAUCUGGCCAUCCUUUUCCAGAGCUCUUAGCACAGCAACAUUGAUAUCCUAUAUUGUGACCUCAGUAGCAACUUUUCUUUUUUAAGCACUUCGCUUUCUCAAGGGAAAUGGAUGAAAUUAAACUAAUGUGUGAAUAGAGACUAUCACCAAUACCCAAAGGAGGGAUGUGAACAGUGAAUGAACCAUCUUUCUUUCAAACAUAACAAGCAGCCUGGAUUCCAGUCUUUUCUUGCUUAAUAAAAAGGCAGGAGAUUUUCACUUACACGUCAUAGGCUGUAGAGUAAUUGAUGUAAUAUUGUUGUCAUUUCCAAGAGAAAUCGCUAGAUGAAAGCAAGGAAGGUUUUAUGCAUUUUAUAUUCAUAUAGUACCAUUUUUUUUCAAGAGUACUUUUACCUUCUUUAGCCAUUCAUCUAAUAAAUAUGUAUUGAGCAUUCAGUGUGACAGGCACAGUUCAAGGCACUGAGACACCAACCCAGAGUAAGAUAAUAAGUGUGCCUACUCACGUGGUGAUAAGUGCCUGGCAGAGAAUUUGGACAGGUUGACUCACCGGGGAGUGACUAGAUUGGGUAGUCUGAGAGGUUCUCACUGAGUUCAGUGAAUCUCACUGUAUUAGGCUGGGAUCUGAAGAACCAAGAAGGAGCGAGAUACACAGAGAUCAAAAGGAAGAGCAUUCAAGGCAGAGAAAGCAGCCUGUGCAAAGGCCCUGAAGUAGAAACGAGCUCUGCCUGCUGUCAGUGUGGCUAGAAAGCAAUGAGCAACUUGGAAAAUGGUACAGGAUAAGGUCUGAGAGGCGGGCUGAGCCCAGAUCACUUCCAGCUUUGUUAGCAAGGACCCCGUUUGGUCCUCACAGCAGUGCUAGCAGUAGGCAGGGCUGGUAGUAUGUAAUAAGUGGGAAACAAAGCGGAUAUUCAGUGACAAGUCUUAAGACUGGAGCCUCCAUUUCCUUCCUCCUAGUCACAAGUACGCAUGCAUUUCCUCCAUCGUGCUGCUGAGCGGCCAGGAGAGGGAUGAGGGCUAUCACGCUGUUGUAAGUGCUUCCUAAGCCUUACUGUGCACUCCAAUUGCCUGGAGAUCUUGUUCAGGUGCAGAUUCUGAUUCAGGAGUUCUGGGUUGGGCCCAGCAUUCUGCAGAGAUCCCAGGCUGUGCAGUUGCUGCUGACCCAAGGACCACACUUCAAGUGGCCGGGCUCACAUCUUCAUGUUGCCAGCGCCUGUCCUGUGCAUGCCAGGCUACAUGGAGGAGUUCAGGGUCUCUACUAAAACCACAGAAUAAAUUGUCCCAUUUGCUGGUCACCUCUUCAAAGGAAGACUGGUUUAAGUAUUAGUGUGUCAUUUUAAAAUAAAGGGGAAAUUGAAUUUCAAAACCAAGUAGAAAGGGAAGUACUGUGGAUUAGUGUGAUGUGAACUUUUUCAGUUUGUGGUAUUUUGUUUUAUUGUGAAAAACUCAACACUGGAAGCAUGACAACACAUUUUCUUCACAUAGUUGCAUCAUACUUUGUCAUAAGCUUGUCGCCCCAAAUGGCUAUUCCUGAAACAUGCUUACAGGUUCAUAUCUGGGUUUUCCGAGCUGCAGGAAUCAUGUAUCAGCUGUGACUUUGCAACAAGACCCCACAGAUUUGUGUUUAAUCUGUGCCCAGGUCCCAGCAGGCACUGAGGCUGUAGUGCCAUCCUUGUAUGCAUCGAACUUCCUUCUGUGAUCUUCAUGAGUCAAAGCUUUCAGAGUGAAUUGUUAAGCAAGCACAUUAUCAAUUUUUCAUGUAAUGCUCUUUAAGUAAUUUAUCAUGGAAGGCUAAACAUUUCAAACAUUUGGAAUUCUUCAAGAAUUGAUUUUUUUCCUUUUUUUGUGUUGUGAGAUAAGUGCCAUCUUAGCCAUUUUUAAGUGUACAGUUCAGUGGUAUUAAAUACAUUCACAGUUGUGUAACCAUCACCACCAUCCAUCCCCAUAACUCUUUUCAUCUUGUAAAUUUGAAACUCUUUACCUAUUAAACAAUUUUCCAUUUCCCCUACCC
This is a messenger RNA of Rhinolophus ferrumequinum (greater horseshoe bat), 3540 nucleotides long. It is a transcript of the gene GINS4, whose product is annotated as GINS complex subunit 4. Gene Ontology annotation, biological process: double-strand break repair via break-induced replication; DNA-templated DNA replication. Gene Ontology annotation, cellular component: GINS complex. The record is from RefSeq and is a predicted model, not a curated record. Bases 170 to 841 code for a protein of 223 amino acids. Lineage: Eukaryota; Metazoa; Chordata; Mammalia; Chiroptera; Rhinolophidae. The transcript has 8 exons.